GCGUUUAACCUGCGUCCUGGAUUUGACCUGCCUGUCUUCACUUCCCAUCGCUACCUUACCUUGCCUUAUCUAGGCAACACAUUUGGCAAACGAUGGGCUCAACUCGGUAGAGUCUCACAGCCUUUUUGGCUGUGCUAGAUCUUCUCCGAGUUGUCUGCUUGAGUCCCGGGUCAUCGUCGCUCAAUAUCACCAUGGCACCCAAGAAGAAGGCCCCCCACAAGUCUACGCAGAAUGGCACCGACAGCUUCCCGGGGCUCAAAGGCCCCGGAGAAACUGCACCCAAGACGCAUUACCAGGAGCUGCAGGAAAACGAGGUGAUGGUGCUGCAGGCCAUUUACGGUGACGAUUUUAAGCACCAGAGUGCUGCGCACAGCGCUUGGCAGAAAUCGGAGCCAUCUUUCGACAUCAGGAUCAGGGCUUCAUCAGACGGAGAUUUCGCUGUGACCUUGGGUGUCGUUCUGGUUGCGACCUACCCCAAGUCGCCUCCGCUCUUGACCAUCCGAGACGAUGGCGAUCUGCGGGAAUCGGUCAGAUUUAAGAUCCAGAAGUUCGUUGAGACGCAGCCGAAACUGUGGGCCCAGGAGGAACAGGAGAUGAUCGACCGCAUUGUCGAGGGCAUCCGCGAGAUCCUGGAAGCCGCCGCGGUGAAGAAGGCUCAGGGGCUUGAGCUUCCGUCUCUGGAGGAGGAGCGAGCCGCUCACGAGGCCGAGUUGGCGAGGCAGGCGCGCAAUGAGAAGGAGCUAGAGGAGCGCAAGAAGCUCGAGGAGACCAAGGAGGAGGAGCGCAUCCUCGGAGACAUGGUCCAGGAAGAGCUGAAACGGCAAAGAACAAAGGCCAGGGAGUCGAGGAAAAAGAACAGAAGCCAACUUCUCUCGCCCGACCGCUCCGCUCAAGAUCUCGCCGAGACUGACGUCGCCCUCGUCUUUGACCAGCCCUGCAAGUUAACCGACGGAACGGGUGAUGUCCUGCUCUUUCAGACCGUCAUCGGAAGGACCGUGUACCGCGAAGGACCCGUCACUACGGUAUACAAGGUGAAGCCUGUCCUGUCUGCGGGAACCCUCCGCCCUAGCCUUGCUUUGAAGCAGGUCGAGCUGAAGUGCCACGGUAAAGACUCCGUUCAAUUCAAAAAGCAACUCCAAUCGUUGGAGGUGCAGUUCGAAUCGCUCAAGAAGCUGCGCCAUCAGAACCUCCUGGAGCUCAUCGAUUUUAAGAUUGACCGCUGCAUCAGCGAGACGGACUCGUCUUCGCCAGCGGUCUGGAGCAUUGGCGUCCUGAUCCCCCUCUCGGACAAGGGCCCUCUCGACGAACUCCUGGACCUGGCCGGUCAGAUCGAUAUCAACAAGGCCAAGAUAUGGACCGCUGAUCUUUUGGAUGGGCUGGCAUUCUUGCAUAACAAUGGAAUCAUCCACCAGGACAUACACCCUGGUAACAUUCUCCUCUGUCGCGAACCGGCUGGCGAUGUUGUUCCCAAGCUUGCCGACGCCGGCUACCAGAGAGAACUCCACAACAUCUGCACCAAGGUAGCCACGCUGACUACCACGAGAGGAGCAAAGUCGGCGUACUGGUUCCCGCCAGAAAUUGCAGGCGUGUCGAAACCGCAGUACACCCAGAAGACAGACGUGUGGGACUUCGGCAUCGUCGUCUUGCAGAUGCUCUUCGGUCUGGACGUCCCGAACAAGUACCAUUCUCCGUCGGCGCUUAUGGAGUCGCUCUCACUUUCUGAUCCGCUCGAGGAGCUCGUCGCCAAGUUCUUCAAGCCUGAUCCCAAGAGGCGACCUCGAGCAUUUGAGUUGUGCUCCAGCGAGUUCCUGGCGACCAACGCCCCUAUCCUGGCCGAAAACGACUCGGCUGUUCUGGGCGGGUCUAUGACCUCUCUUCCCCAAGGUCUGCCGCGGAGGCCUCGCCAUGAUUCUAUGAAUCGCAGGGUCGCCACUUCAAGAUAUCUGCAGGACUAUGUCGAAGAGGCUCGCCUGGGCAAGGGUGGCUUUGGAGAGGUGGUCAGAGCCCGCAAAAUGAUCGAUGGCCGCCUCUAUGCCAUCAAGAAGAUCACACAGCGCUCCCAGGAGACACUGUCAGAAAUGCUCAAGGAAGUCAGACUACUAUCGCAGAUGAACCACCCCGCAGUCGUACGGUACUACAACACCUGGCUCGAGGAGAUCCCUGAUUUCUCGGACACGGAGGGUGAUGCAUCGACAGAAGGUGCUGCCACCGAGACCUCGCAAGGGACGAUUUCUCGGAGUAUGAACAUCGAAUUCGCCGAGAGCAAGAGCAGGGGCUUGGAUUUCAUGUCGUCGAGCGGGCAUCCCUAUAUCGAGUUCGGAUAUGAGUCGGCGAUCGAUGAUGACGAAGAUGAGGACGAGAAUGACGACGGCGCGUCGACGUCCGACGAAGACACGUCGACCCUGAAUAGCAAGGCUCCGAAAGACCAGCUCGUCGUCCCGGCCAGGCCCGUAAGGAGGCCAAGCAGUCGCCCAUUCCGGACCAUCAUGUACAUUUCCAUGGAGUACUGUGAGAAGCGAACCCUCCGCGAUCUGAUAUCCCGGAACCUGUGCAGGGAGACGCAGGAAAUCUGGCGCCUGUUCCGCCAGAUUCUCGAAGGGCUCGCUCACAUCCACAGCCUCAACAUCGUCCAUCGGGAUCUCAAGCCCGAGAACAUCUUCAUCAGCGCCGGUCCCGACGGGGUCGAAAAUGUCAAGAUUGGAGACUUUGGCCUGGCGACGAGCGGGCAACUGGCUAUUGACAAGACUGCGUCCAACGUGGACUCGAGUGAGAUGACCCGGAGCAUCGGCACUGCCGUCUAUGUGGCUCCGGAGGUGAGGACAGGAGGCAGCGGUUCCUACACUGCAAAGGUGGAUAUGUAUUCCCUUGGCGUAAUCUUGUUCGAGAUGUCAUACCCUCCAAUGCUGGGAAUGCAGCGGGCCCUUGUUCUCGAGCAAGUGCGACAGAAUCCGCCAGUGCUCCCGGCGGACUUUAAGCCCGCCGACAAGAAUCUUACAGGAAUCAUACUGUCCCUUCUGAACCAUAACCCCAAGGAGCGCCCUUCUAGUGUCGAGCUGCUGAAGAGCGGGAAGCUGCCGGUUCAGAUGGAGAGUGAGGCGAUACGACGGGCGAUUGCCGGGGUUGCUGACCCCAGCUCUCCCUACUUCGAGAAGAUGCUUAGCACGCUGUUCGCCCGCCAAAUCGAGCAGGCAAAGGACUAUGCUUGGGAUAUGUCCUCCUCGUCCCCGAGCCCGGCCGAUUUGAUGCGUCGAUACAUCGUGAAGGACACCCUUGUAUCGAUCUUCCGACGACAUGGUGCGGUUGAAGUCCCGACUGCAUGUCUCUACCCUCGAUCAUCGCACUACGGCCAGAACGCCGUCCAUCUGCUCGACAGGAACGGCACGGUCUUGCAGCUCCCUUUCGAUCUGGUGAUGGGCCACGCGCGCUCGCUCGCCAGGGUCACGAACGGGCAGGUACCCCAGCGUUCUUACUCCUUCGGGAACAUCUUUCGAGACCGCCAUGAUGGCGGACAGCCAGAUGUUUACGGAGAGGUCGACUUUGACAUCGUCACAACCGACGCCUUGGAUCUUGCUUUGAAAGAGGCAGAGGUCAUCAAGGUUCUAGACGAAAUUGUUGCCGCUUUCCCGACCACGUCUUCGACGCCGGUCUGCUUCCACCUUGGCCACUCAGACCUCCUGCAUUUGAUCUUCGAGUUUUGUGGCGUGGAGGUCGGCGCAAGGCAGGCCGCCGCCGAGGUCCUCAGCAAGCUCAACAUCCGGAAUUUCACAUGGCAGAAGGUUCGCAGCGAGCUCAGGUCGCCUUUAGUGGGCAUCUCGGCCACCAGCGUCGAUGAAUUGCAGAGAUUCGACUUUCGAGACUCUCCUAGCAAGGCCAUUGCGAAACUGAGAAACCUCUUUGAGGGGACUGACUACCACGAGAAGGUGUCCUCCACUUUGGCGCACCUUCGAGAAGUCUACGAGUAUACCAAAAAGUUCGGCGUGGGCUGCAAGGUCUACAUUGCGCCGCUCAGCAGCAUCAACGAGACAUUCUUCCGCGGAGGUAUUCUCUUUGCUUGCCUGUACGACAAAAAGGUCAAAGACGUUUUUGCGGCCGGUGGUCGCUACGAUGGGUUGAUCAAGGAGCAUCGACCCAGGAUCGGCAGUCGCUUCGAAGAGCGGCAUGCGGUGGGCUUUAGCUUGAACUGGGAGAAGCAGCUGGCGAAGCAAGUGCCCAAGACAACGGGCAAGGCCUUCCUCAAGAAGGCGGUCGAGGAGGAGGCGCAAGGGAUAUUUAGCACGAAACGGUGCGACGUGCUGGUUGCCAGCUUCGACCCGUCCGUCCUCCGCUCCUCGGGCAUCGAGCUCUUGCAGACCCUCUGGGCGCACGGAAUCAGCGCCGAGCUGGCGCGUGAUGCCCGCUCGCCCGAAGACUUGCUCUCCAGCUACCGCGACGAGUCGUACAGCUGGAUCGUGAUCAUCAAGCAAGACAACCUCCUCAAGAUCAAGACCAUGUGGCGGAAGGACGCGCCCGAUGCCGACAUCGCCGCCAAAGAACUUCUCAAUUGGCUCAAAUCCGAGAUCCGCGACCGCGAGUCCCGCUCGGGCAUGAGGCUCCGCAGCGCCGCGGGCGUGCCGCAUUCCGACUCGGCCAACGCCCUCCCGGCGGCUCCCAGUGGCGAGCAAGAGCAGCAGGAAGUGCACGUGCUCGUCGCCCAGACCAAGUCCAAGAAGUUCAACCGCCGCGCGGUGGUGGAGCAGGCGCAGGCCAGCGCGUCCCGGCUGGUGAAGUCGUUCCUCGAGGGCCCCAUCGCCGCCAUCGAGACGUCGGACGCCGUCAUGGACCUGAUCAAGGGGACCAGCCUGUCGGAUCCGGAGAGCUGGCGCAGGGUGGAGCACAGCGUCGGCACGGCCGAGAAGAAGUACGUCCGCGAGAUCCACGACAUGCUCAAGCAGUGGCGGUGGGAGUGGGAGGCCAAGGAGGGGCCCGGCAACGCCUUUGUGUACAACUUCCGGACCGGCAAGUGUGUCUACUAUGACCUGGGAGCUUAGGCGGCCCCGGCGUCGGCCGGGCCGUCCGCUUCCUCUUCGUCGUCGCGGAGAGAGCGGCGGUGGUCGGUUGGCUUGUGAGGAUCGCGGUGC
Messenger RNA from Thermothielavioides terrestris NRRL 8126, 5117 nucleotides. RefSeq lists its product as uncharacterized. NCBI's taxonomy places the organism in Eukaryota, Fungi, Ascomycota, Sordariomycetes, Sordariales, Chaetomiaceae. The transcript is spliced from 6 exons. Gene Ontology annotation, molecular function: ATP binding; eukaryotic translation initiation factor 2alpha kinase activity; protein binding. The record is from RefSeq and is a predicted model, not a curated record. Bases 192 to 5027 code for a protein of 1611 amino acids. Gene Ontology annotation, biological process: regulation of translational initiation by eIF2 alpha phosphorylation; DNA damage checkpoint signaling.